GAUAUCGAAAGCCCUAACCAAAUAAUUAGCGAAUAGGUACAGAGCAGUUUCAAGAUAACUCUUACUUUAAAAUUGCAACGGUGAAUUUUUUUUCCGUAAUAUGGUAAUGAAAAUUGUUACGUAAUCAAUCACGUUGCCUCGUUAAUGAAAAUCAGUUACAUUGAAAUUCACAGUUGAUAAUUUCCUGAAAAUGAAUUCACAAGGGUUCAAACAAAGUGCAGAAUUUGAAGCUCAAGAAAAAAAACUACUAAGUGCAAAUGGACAAAUAAGGUCACCGCCGUCAUUACUGUUCUCGAGACGAUUUCUUGUUGCUACGAUAAUAUUCAUAGUCAACGUACUUUGUUCUUUUGUGCGACACAAUAUUAGCAUAGCAGUUGUGGCAAUUACGAGUACUACAGUUGGACAAAUUAAUUCCACAGAACCUCGGGCUCCAAAAUAUGACUGGGAUUCCACAGACGUUGGAUUAAUUCUGAGCGCAUUAUAUUACGGAGGAUUAUUGUCUUUUAUGGGAGGAUACAUAGUGACUAAGCUAGGAGCUGCGUUUAGCUUCGCCUCAUUCCUCAUGUUGACUGGACUUUUUACAAUACUACAACCCCUUACCUUGUACUAUGGAUUCAAUACAUUUUUAUUUUGUCGCUUUCUUAUUGGAAUGAUCGAUGCUUUCUCCAUAGUAAGUUCAAUGGAAUUGAUUUCCAAAUGGACGCCACAGAAUGAAAAAUCCAAGUUGGUAUCCUUCACUACUAGCGGACUAAACAUAGGUAUAUCAAUUACACAUGGUUUUUGCGCGUUUCUGGCUAAUGGAUGGGGAUGGCCAAUGAUAUUUUACGUGACAGGUGCUCUUGUUGUAGUUGCUUCGUUAUUUUGUUUCAUUUUGGUUAAAAAUCAACCCUGCGAAGAUAAACGGAUCUCUAAGAACGAACUCGAAUAUAUUCAACAACAGACAACGACAAUUCCAAGAAAAUCAAUCUCACAUCCUUACAAAAAGAUAUUCUCAUCGCCAGCAAUUUGGGCUUUCCUAAUAACCAGGUUCACUAUGACGUGGGUGGCUGCUAUUUUGGUAACUUGUCUUCCUUUGUACGUUAAAGACAUAACUCAAGGCGAUAUCGGUAAUGUUGGCAUGUUUUCUUCAAUACCUAACAUUGCGGGUAUUUUUGUGUUUCCCAUAUGUGGGAUAUUAAUGGAUCAUGGGAAGAAGAAAAUCUCAGAAACCCUGAUUCACAAGACACUUAUAGCCGGUGCGUUAUUUUUCUGCAGCACUUUAUUUGCGAUUUCGGUGAUCACAUCUGAUUUCAUGGUAUCGAUAAUUUCAUUCGUGAUAGCCCAGAUGUUGAUGUCAAUAGUUUCUCUGGUUACAGGUAUAAUGGCUAUUAUUAUAGCGCCAAAUAGCACUAGCGUUAUAGCUGCAUCAAGUCUUUUCAUGUUAUCGUUUGGUUGUAUUUCGGGACGCAGUGCAACCGGAUUCAUGAUUAGAAACCACAGUUUGGAGGAGUGGAAUAAUAUUUUCAUUUUGACGAGUGGCAUUCUGAUGUUGAAUGCUGUGAUAUUCGUGCUGUAUGGCUCCAGUGCACCUCACACAUGGCCGGAAUCAAAAUCAUCAUUACCCAUAGAGAAACAAGACGAGCUUAAAAAUCAGCCUACGAAAAAAUAAGAUAAAACCGGAGGGUGAGGCAUGUAAUUUACGAGUAUAAAACUCGGCUAAGUACCUACGAAAAUGUGUACACACGUCAGCUGGCUGACAUGCAUUUUCCCAAAGCUAAAUUAAUGAGCAACACCUUCACUUUCAUUUAAUUAUUAAAGAUUAAUCUUCCAAUCUCGACAGCUAUUUUAAAUUUAUCAGUUGUUGAAUGCGGUGUUGUUACAUCUAUGUCAAAGUUGUAGAGAAUUAAAUUUCCAACAACGUAGUUAUACCUAAUUACCUACAUAGACAAGGAAGAAUCAAAACGCAGUUAUGGUUCCAUAAUGUGUCUCCCAAAUAAACGGUGUUAAUAAUUAACGUUUUACAAUCUAUUAUUCAAAUUAGCGUGUGUUCUCUUUGAGUAAUAUCUAGCACAUAUAUUACUCGACUGUGUGGUGAAGGAUGUGAAUAUCAAUGAGCGUUAGAGUUUCAAGGAUCCAGAAUUUCAUGAAUCGCAAUAAUAACUUGAAUAUGCGCUAUAUAUAGCAUAAGGAGAAAAAAAUAUGCAUUUAAGUACAUAAAAAUCCUAGCCCUAAUCAUGACCAAAUUUUGAACUCAAAUUCUCGAAAAAAAUUUUGUCAUGAUAAGUAUUUGAAUUUAUUGUGUAAUUUCAACUCAUUUUAGUAUGUCACGUAAGUAGCAUUUUUUCAAAAAAAAAACAAAAAAAAAAAAAAGUAAAAAAUCAAAAA
Molecule: messenger RNA, 2364 nt
Organism: Planococcus citri (citrus mealybug)
Lineage: Eukaryota; Metazoa; Arthropoda; Insecta; Hemiptera; Pseudococcidae
Product: sodium-dependent phosphate transport protein 3-like
Exons: 10
Coding region: 191-1648 (485 amino acids)
Biological process (GO): transmembrane transport; monoatomic anion transport
Cellular component (GO): membrane
Molecular function (GO): transmembrane transporter activity
Source: RefSeq, a predicted model, not a curated record